Molecule: messenger RNA, 288 nt
Organism: Scutellospora calospora
Lineage: Eukaryota; Fungi; Glomeromycota; Glomeromycetes; Diversisporales; Gigasporaceae
Source: the annotation of a GenBank genome assembly
GUUAUGAGAAAGCCAGGAUUGAAAAUGGAUAUAUAGAUACUGCCGAGCAAUUGGAAAGACAGAGCCAGGAAUAUUUAAAAGAUAUUGAACUGGCUAAAUAUCAUGAGGAAAGAGGCAAAAUUAAUUGUGAAUGCUAUGCUUGCGAGGAAAAAAAAGCCCUGCGGGAAGAAAUAAAAGCCAAGAUAAAAAAAGAAAUUGACAAUUACGACUGCGAGAACAAAGCCACUGAAAAGGAGGAAUGCCCCGAAUGUGGCAAAAUGAAAGAAUUGGCUGAGGAAACAGGAGCCU